CUCAUUCUCCAUGUCAAGUUUACAGCCCUGCAAGUAACCCCAAAUUCUCUACUCUUCCACUAAAAAAACAAGACCUGUUUCAGCUGCUAAUUUCUCCCGUUUUUAGGGCUCUGUUUUUCCCUAUAAUCUGAUUCCAAUUUUGUAUAAUCAUGGUGCUCGAGGCGACAAUGAUCUGCAUCGAUAAUUCGGAGUGGAUGCGGAACGGAGAUUACUCUCCCAAUCGGUUCCAAGCUCAAGCCGACGCCGUUAACCUAAUUUGUGGAGCUAAAACUCAAUCAAAUCCCGAGAAUACAGUUGGAAUUUUAACAAUGGCUGGGAAAGGGGUCCGUGUAUUGGUCACUCCGACUAGUGAUCUUGGCAAGAUCUUGGCUUGCAUGCACGGUUUAGAAAUAGGCGGUGAAAUGAACUUGGCUGCUGGGAUCCAGGUUGCGCAGUUGGCUCUCAAACAUCGCCAAAACAAGAAGCAGCAACAAAGGAUAAUUGUGUUUGCUGGAAGUCCUGUUAAAUACGACAAAAAGGUGUUAGAGUUGAUUGGAAGAAAGUUGAAAAAGAACAGUGUAGCUCUUGACAUUGUAAACUUCGGUGAAGAAGAUCAAGAAAAGAGUGAAAAGCUCGAAGCUUUGCUUGCUGCUGUAAAUAAUAAUGACAGCAGUCAUAUCGUUCAUGUUCCUCCGGGUCCAAGUGCUCUUUCUGAUGUGCUUAUCAGUACUCCCAUCUUUACUGGUGAUGGAGAAGGGGGGAGUGGUUUUGCAGCAGCCGCAGCUGCUGCUGCAGCUGGUGGAGUAUCUGGAUUUGAAUUUGGUGUAGAUCCAAACUUGGAUCCCGAACUUGCUCUUGCACUUCGAGUAUCAAUGGAAGAGGAGAGGGCAAGACAAGAAGCAGCUGCCAAAAAAGCUGCAGAAGAAGCUUCAAAACAAGAAAAAGGAGAACAACAAUCCACUUCACAAGAUGCUACCAUGACCGACAAUGUGAAUGCUGAUACUUCUGAACCUGAAAAGAAGACAAAUGAUCUGAUGGAUGAUGAGAAUGCAUUGUUACAGCAGGCCCUGGCAAUGUCCAUGGAUGAUUCUUCCUCCACAGUUGCUGUGCGAGACACUGACAUGUCAGAUGCAUCUGCUGAUGAUCAUGAUCUGCAACUUGCGCUUCAAUUGUCCGUGCAAGAUGGUGCAGCAGAUCAAUCGAACCAGACAGACAUGAAUAAGCUAUUGGCAGAUCAAUCCUUUGUGUCUUCCAUCCUUGCUUCACUUCCAGGAGUUGAUCCAAAUGACCCCCAUGUCAAAGAUUUGCUUGCCUCCAUGCAGAGUCAGUCUGAGCAGAACAAGGAAGAAGACAAGGCACCAAAAGAGGAAGAAAAGAAGUGAACAUGCUAUUCCACCAUCAGGUCAAAAGCAUCUUUCUUUCCGAGCUGCCCAAGGUGUUGAGAUUGACACUACGGAUGUUGGCAAUCGAUGUCACUAGGAAGAAUGUGCCAUGAAGAUUCCUGUUUUAGAUUUGUUAUUUCUCAAUUCACAUCAUAUGGCUAUUUCAAUCAAAACAUAUAUGACAUGAGUUCCUUAAUCUUAAUCUGGAGUCGCUGUGAAAAUUAAGCAUGUGAAGAAUAGCUAUAGCAAUCCAGUCCAGGAUAUAAGGAUUGUUGCACAUCUCAUCCUUGUUGGGUGUCUUUUAUGAUUAGCUGCUCGGAUUUCAAGUUCUA
Molecule: messenger RNA, 1693 nt
Organism: Sesamum indicum (sesame)
Lineage: Eukaryota; Viridiplantae; Streptophyta; Magnoliopsida; Lamiales; Pedaliaceae
Product: 26S proteasome non-ATPase regulatory subunit 4 homolog
Biological process (GO): proteasome-mediated ubiquitin-dependent protein catabolic process
Cellular component (GO): proteasome regulatory particle, base subcomplex; cytosol; nucleus
Molecular function (GO): polyubiquitin modification-dependent protein binding
Source: RefSeq, a predicted model, not a curated record